Morchella sextelata is the source of this 255-nucleotide messenger RNA. RefSeq lists its product as uncharacterized. The coding region runs from base 1 to 255 and encodes 84 amino acids. The record is from RefSeq and is a predicted model, not a curated record. The transcript has a single exon. NCBI's taxonomy places the organism in Eukaryota, Fungi, Ascomycota, Pezizomycetes, Pezizales, Morchellaceae.
AUGGACAUGGCAGUCAACAAAUUGACUCGUCUACUUAGUAGUGGGCCGUACUAUCCGAGGACAGAUAUUCAUGAAGAGACUAGACCAUACAAAGUCCGCUCAUCUACGGACGGCGGCUGGACCUCGCUGAGUGGGCUAGAAAGGAAGCUGUCAAACCACAUUAAAUCCAAGCUUAUGGAGAGGAGUUCGCAGAAAUUGAUGUCAGAACCACUCAACUGCGGGAGCAACCUCUCUGUUCGACCUUCUACCGCCUAG